AUGUCGUCUGCGAACGUUACCAUUGUUCUAGGAACCCAAUUCGGAGAUGAGGGAAAGGGGAAGCUCGUCGAUAUCCUCACUGAGUCCGCCGACGUCUGCGCCCGCAGUGCCGGUGGUAACAAUGCGGGGCACACCAUAGUAGCAAAUGGCAUCACAUACGAUUUUCACCUUUUACCCAGUGGCCUUGUCAACCCCAAAACAGUUAACCUCAUUGGAACCGGCGUCGUCGUUCACGUCCCCUCUCUUUUCUCGGAGCUCGAGGCACUUCAUGCAAAGGGCCUUAACACGGACGGUCGCCUUUUCGUAUCGAGUCGCGCACAUAUUGUCUUGGAUCUGCACCAGUUCGUGGAUAAGCUGAGCGAGGUCGCAUUGGGCAAAGCCAAGGUCGGCACCACAGGGAAAGGCAUCGGGCCUUCGUACUCGACAAAAGCGGCCAGGACGGGCUUGCGGAUUGACCAGCUUAAACCGGAGACCUGGGUGAACUUCGAGCGGCACUUCCGACAGCUUGUCGCGAACUACAGACAGCAGUAUGGAUCGUUGCUGGAUUCGUAUGACGAGGAGGGUGAACUUAAGAAGCUGAAGGAACUCGCUCCUCGCAUCAAACCCCUUGUGGUGGAUGCCGUGGCAUGGAUAAACGAACAAACCAAGCAGAAGAAGGAGAUCCUUGUCGAGGGUGCCAAUGCCCUCAUGCUCGACCUGGACUAUGGCACUUAUCCAUACGUCACAAGUUCCAGCGCCUCCAUCGGAGGUGCAUUUACGGGCCUAGCGAUAUCCCCGUUUUCGAUCAAGAAGAUUGUCGGUGUUGCCAAGGCAUACCUUUCGCGUGUGGGCAAUGGGCCUAUGCCUACGGAGCAGCUGAAUGAAAUCGGCGACUACCUCCAAUCCAAGGGACGGGAAGUUGGAGUCACCACCGGUAGAAAGCGACGCUGCGGAUGGCUGGAUCUAGUCAUGCUCAAGCAUUCUACCCUCGUCAAUCACUACACCAGUCUGAACUUCACCAAACUCGACGUCCUCGACGAUCUGAAGGAGAUCAAAGCUGCAGUCGCCUACCGUCUUCCCAACGGCGAAGUUUCCGAGAUCUUCCCCACGAACACGGAAGACCUGGACGUCAUCGAGCCCAUCUACAAGACCUUCCCAGGCUGGCAGAAGGACACCACCGUCUGCACCAAGUACGACGAAUUGCCCGUCGAAGCGAAGGAGUAUAUUAAAUUCAUUGAAGAAUUUUUGGGUGUCAAGAUUGAGUCAGUUGGGUGUGGUCCUUCCAGGGAGAAUAUUAUUUUCCGGUAG
Monascus purpureus is the source of this 1287-nucleotide messenger RNA. NCBI's taxonomy places the organism in Eukaryota, Fungi, Ascomycota, Eurotiomycetes, Eurotiales, Aspergillaceae. The record is from the annotation of a GenBank genome assembly.